Molecule: messenger RNA, 2093 nt
Organism: Laetiporus sulphureus 93-53
Lineage: Eukaryota; Fungi; Basidiomycota; Agaricomycetes; Polyporales; Laetiporaceae
Exons: 5
Coding region: 117-1781 (554 amino acids)
Biological process (GO): piecemeal microautophagy of the nucleus; endocytosis; maintenance of cell polarity
Cellular component (GO): membrane; cytosol; intracellular membrane-bounded organelle
Molecular function (GO): sterol binding
Source: RefSeq, a predicted model, not a curated record
CUUACAGCUGCGCCGCCGAGACCACUACGGUGCGCCCUUUCUAUCUCAUCCUUUCUUUUUUCCCCUGCACCCCUCUCUUCCGCCUUCAUACUUUCACGACUGGACGACUUGAGAUUAUGGCCCCGCCGGACGACACGCAAUUGGAGGACGAUGUUGUCGUACAACCCAUCACUGUGCCGGAUACGGGCGAUGCUGGCGAGAGCGGCAAGCUGAAGAUGAUUGUCCAGUUGCUCAAGAAAUGCCUCGGAGUGAAGGAUAUUGCCUCGAUGCGGUUGUCACUGCCAGCAUCACUGCUAGAGCCCAUUCCAAACCUGGAAUACUGGCACUAUCUCGACCGCCCAGAUCUGUUCGCGGCCAUUAACGAUUCUGACGAUCCCUUCGAGCGCAUGCUUGCAGUCCUGCGGUUCGCCUUCUCGAAAGACCUCAAGUUCAUCCGCGGCAAGGUAUGCAAGCCAUACAACUCUGUCCUUGGCGAGCACUUUCGUUCGCAUUGGGAUGUAAUACCCGUCUCGUACCCGUCCGAUCCCCUCCAGCCGCCCAUACAACACCUCUUCCUCACGCCUGCCGCGGCCGAGUCCGAUUACUCCCUUGCGCCCGCGUCCCCGCGCAACUCCCGCCUCUGCGUGUCCGAAACAGCGAGCAUCAGCGGGCGGAGCAUAAAGAGCGGGCGGAGCGUCAUCAGUGCGCUCAGCGUCGGCAUGUCCACCCCGGGCAAGAGCACGCCCGCGACAUCGCCAAGCCUUGGCAGCUCGAGCCUUGAGGGUGACAUGUCAAACCUCAACCUCGCGGACGACGCGUCUAGUCGGACCGAGCUCGUUGAGGCAGAUGAUGUGCCUAACGCGGCUGGGCGUCCACGCGUGAGGAUUGCGUUCCUCACGGAGCAGGUGUCGCACCAUCCACCGAUCUCCGCGUACUAUGCGCGCUGCCCAAGCCGCAAUGUCGAGCUCAUGGGCGUCGACCAGAUUUCGGCGAAGGUGUCCGGCACCGCGCUGCGCAUUGUGCCCGGCUCGUACAAUAAGGGCCUUUUCGUGAAGCUCACCGGCGGGCCCGGCGAGGGCGAGACGUAUCGCAUCACACACCCGAUCGGCGCAGUGAAUGGCAUGUUCCGUGGCAGCUUCUACAUCACGAUGGGCGAGGCGACGAUUAUCGAGUGCUCAGGUGGCGCGGACGACGACGACGACGAACGGCUGCGCGCGGUGAUCGAGUACAAGGAGGAGUCAUGGCUAGGCAAGGCGCAUUUCCUCGUCGAGGGCGUGAUCCACACCUACGACCCGCGUGGAAGCGCGCACCAGGAGUGGACGCGCGUGAAGCAUGUCCCACGCGAACGCGUGCUCGCGACACUCGAUGGCUCGUGGAAGCAUCGCAUCCGCUGGAGGCGCGCGAAUGCGGCGAGCAACGAGCCCGCGACGCUCCUCGACCUGUCGACGCUCCACGUCAUCCCAAAGGCGGUGCGGCCGCUUGAGAAGCAGCUGCCCGACGAAAGCAGGAAGCUAUGGGACAAUGUGACGACGCGGCUGCUUGCGAAGGAGUAUGGCGAGGCGACGAGGCACAAGCAGGCUAUUGAGCAGCGACAGCGGGACGAGGCCGCGGAGAGGAAGCAGAAGGGCAUACAAUUUGUGCCGAGAUACUUUGAGAACGACAUCGAUUCCGGGAUACCCACAUUAACUGCAGAAGGCCACAGGGCCCUGGAAGAGGAGCUAAAGGAGGACAUUGUAUACCCGCUGGAAGGCAUGGAGCCAGCAGAGUCCCAAGACAUGAAUACAUCAUCUACUACCCUAUAGCCAGCACCGUUGAAUGCACGACCCCACGCACCCUGGUAUUACACGAUCUCACGCAUAUCGCCAUGCUUUCACGCCUUCCUAUCUCGUUACUUACGCGUUAAUACAUCUUUGCAAGGACGCUUGAUAAUCUGGAUUAAAUAGCAAUACCUUAUGACAAAGCUGUGGCCUUGGCGUGCUCACUCGGUUCUCCCUCCUGGAGACACAUUCUGCUCCGAGGAACUUGAUCCCACGGAAGAUGAGGGUGAGGCUGAAGUAGGAAAGAUACGGUCCGCCGAUGCGGCCUUAUGAGUCACUCUUGGAUUCCUUUUGCUC